GAGUAAUCAAAAUUCAAAAAUGAAAACCAAAAUUGAAGCGGGAAAUGGGAAUAAUUGUAAACAACAUUCAACAUUGAAUUUAUUAGUGCUCAUAAUAUACGAUUCGUAUUUACUAUUUGUAUUUUAGAAGUGAGCUGUGAUGAGACAUUCGUAAAUAAGAAACGAUGCCCCGUGUAAAAAUAGACUACAUUGUUAGUUUCAGCAGCGAAGAUGAGGAGCAUAAAGCAAGUAACCUCUUAUCAUGGGAUGUGAGCAAGAAGAAGUGGCUGUGUCGGAAAGGAGAGAGCUCUGCAUCCAUUGUGUUACAGCUUAUUAAAGCUGUUCAGAUAGAGUCAAUUUUCAUUGGCGCUCAUCAUGCUUCACUGGUUGAAGUUCUGGUUGGACGUUCCGAGACACCUGAUGAUCCUUAUGAGGUGUUAGUCCCUAGUUGCGUGUUCGUGUCAGCCCGCGAUUCGCGAUCGGACACGCCCGUGGAGCGUGUGCGUAACUUCACUGCCGACCAAUUGGCGGCCGCUGCGCGCGGGCAGCGCUGGGACCGCGUGCGCCUUGUGUGCACGCAGCCUUACAACAGACACUGCCAGUUUGGACUUUCAUUUAUACACAUUUUUGAGCCGGAACAUCUGGAACAGGGAACAAGUGCAGCCGGCUCAAGUGAUAAGAGGCUUGAUAUAAAGGAAAGCAAUGCCAAUCCCUCACUUCCCAAAAGAUUAUUCAACUUGGAAACAUAUUCAUCAGAUGAGGAUGAGUUCAAGCCAGGGCAACUCUUUGCUAAGUAUCAGAGUAAAGAGUCUGACAGAGUGCACAUUAACACAGAGACUCAAAUACGCCAGGCCAAUUCAAAUGCUCUUAAAAAUAUUACGGACACAACUACCAAACUGGCGAAAACACCAAUUUCUAAGACUUGUAACAAACGUGAUGAUAAUAACAGCCCUAGAGAAAAUGAUAAAAAAAGACAGAGAAAUGAUGUUUUGUAUACAAAAGAUGACGAGCGACCUCACGAUAAAAUAGAUCGUAUUGUGAAGGAACAUAAAGAUAACAAUAAUAUUGAACGCGAAGACAUAAAUAUUAAGACAAGAAAAGGGAUUGACACACAACUGAAGCGUAACUCAAAUAAAAUGAAUGACUCAGCAAAAACUAAGCCAGAUCAUAAAUAUAGUAUAAAAGAGACCAAACAUACAGAACGUAAAAGUACGGAUGUAAACAUAAAUAAGAGGGAUAACAGCAGUGAAAGAGUACAGAGUGAUCACAAGCGUGCCAAGUUGAGCAGUGCUGCCGAAGGAGUGGGCGGAGGCUCGGUGCUUCGAGGAGUGGUGUUUUCCAUCAGCGGGUACCAGCACCCGCGGCGUGGUGCCGUGCGCGCGCUGGCGCUGGCCAUGGGUGCACGUUACCGCCCCGACUACACCCCCGACUGCACGCACCUUUUAUGCGCGUUUCCCAACACGCCUAAACUACGAGAGAUCCGGAGCAGUGCGGCGGGUGCCCGCGUCGUAGCCGUUCGCGCCGAAUGGGUAGAGGAUUGCCACCGACAGGGGCGGCGCCUGGAAUGGCGGCCCUAUGCCAUCGAGCGGCAUGUUGCUGACGACACCGGUCACAGUGAUGCCGGGAGUCCUCACGAUGAUUCGGGCGAGGACACGGAAGACGAGAUCGAGCGAGUGCAGCGCAGUCUAGAGGUCCGCGACGAGCGGGACAGUGAUGUCACGAUGGAGGCGCGUGCCAAGCGGAAAUCCGACUCCGGCGACAGUGAUGUCACGGUGGAGGAGCGAGUUGCCGAUUCCGACGACAGUGAUGUCACGCUGGAGGAGACACGCGCCGAGUGCCGCCCCACCCUGCGCGCUGAUCAGCUGUUAGGGGAUUUCCUGGAGGGGUGCACUGUGAGAGUGUCCCGCGGGGCGCCUUGCCGAGCCGAGUUGGAGCGCUACCUACGAGCGUACGGCGCACUGCUACUACCGGAGAAGGCUGACAUAGAACCGGACAUAGUGGUGUGCGAAGCGCGACCGUACAACACGUCGAGCACUCACAGCUCGGGCACCGCGCACGUGCGGCCAGAGUGGGUGUGGCAUUGCCACGAGCGGCGCCGACGGCUCUGCCUCGACGACUACCUCGUGUGAUACUGUUGGAUGUGGGUGUGGCACUGAACCACACACAGGUGCCACCACCUUGCUAACAACAUGUACAGAGCAACACGGCACCGAGUGAUCGUCGGUAGGAGCACCACGUGCCGCUAGGUAUGCAGUGAAGUACUCCAGGGGUGCUCAAAUCGUUGAUCGCGAGUGCUUUUUGAGUCGAUCUCGAGAAAAAAAUCCGAUAUAGAACUGUUCACAGAUUUUUGUUUACGUACUUUGCAAUUACGUACCAUCUUAUGAAAAGUAUGCUCAAGACAUGGAGUGUCAUGCAUAUUCAACAUUCGAAGUCACUCUUUAGUUAAGUUUAGAACUUCAGACACUAGCAGGCCUACACUAACCUUGACUAAAAAAAUGCAUAUUAUUGUGAACAAAAGUCAUCAUGACAAUCUACCUAAACAACAAUCCUUCAUGACACAAACUUGAAGCCUCUCAGAGUCGAUUGAUCGUAGUCAAACAAUUUUGAGGUAGAUCACCAGAUGUUCAAGCUUGAGCACCCCUGCUGUACUCUAUCUGCAGUUCACUGAUCAUAUCUUGCAGGGAGUUGGCCUUUGAUAUGCUUAUGGACACAGUUCUGUCCAGAUAAAGAGGAGUUUUUUUGAGUUAAGAUGAUAUAGUAAUGACAAAAAUGUGAAUUUACCACAUUAUGCUGGAAAAGAAAUAAUAUUUACCAUGAUUAUUAAAAUAAAAAAUAAAUUUCUAAUACUUAGAUGGAUACGAAAAAUGGAAGUAGCCUAAACAGAGUAGACUAAGGCAACCUUAUUAAUACAAAUGUCAUGUUUUCUAUUAUAAUAAAUAAUAAAAUAUAAAUGUUGUGAACAAUAUAUUUAUUAAAAGAGAUUUUUUU
This is a messenger RNA of Leptidea sinapis, 2967 nucleotides long. RefSeq names its product DNA repair protein XRCC1 (gene XRCC1). The transcript has 11 exons. Gene Ontology annotation, cellular component: nucleus. The coding region runs from base 165 to 2108 and encodes 647 amino acids. Gene Ontology annotation, biological process: single strand break repair; base-excision repair. Gene Ontology annotation, molecular function: damaged DNA binding. The record is from RefSeq and is a predicted model, not a curated record. Lineage: Eukaryota; Metazoa; Arthropoda; Insecta; Lepidoptera; Pieridae.